This is a messenger RNA of Penicillium diatomitis, 1485 nucleotides long. RefSeq names its product SUMO ligase MMS21. Gene Ontology annotation, molecular function: zinc ion binding; SUMO ligase activity; ubiquitin-protein transferase activity. The transcript has 2 exons. Bases 1 to 1485 code for a protein of 494 amino acids. The record is from RefSeq and is a predicted model, not a curated record. NCBI's taxonomy places the organism in Eukaryota, Fungi, Ascomycota, Eurotiomycetes, Eurotiales, Aspergillaceae. Gene Ontology annotation, biological process: double-strand break repair via homologous recombination; protein ubiquitination; protein sumoylation. Gene Ontology annotation, cellular component: nucleus; Smc5-Smc6 complex.
AUGCUCUCCGCAACUCCCGCGCGACAGCGCACCUCGAUAUCUCAAUCUCGUCCCCCACCAAGCGGUGCGCACGCCCAAGCAAGACAAAAUGCCCAAGGAAGACAAGAGCCAGAACUGCCCGAGUAUCAGCCUCCUGAGUUCAUAAUCUCACCCGAAGCCAAUCGAAAGCUUCGCGCCCUCCUGGACAUGCAAUACCUCGAAGUUGCCAAAAAACACAUCCACGAUGCAGGCAUGCAGAUCACCUAUUCUGCGGGCGAAGUGAGCGAUCACCUCCGGGACGCGCAAACUCGUUACCAAAAGUCGAAAGAGAAGCGUCGCAAUGACGGAGACGGCCAGGAAGAGGAUGCGGAAGCCGGGGACGAGGCUUACCGGCGUCUUGCGGAACAGGAGCGCAAAGUCGGUGAAAUCAUGGGCCGUCUGGAGGAGAGGAUGCGUCACAUGGUCGAUAGUGAUAUGAAGCUUGUGCGGAUGACGGAGUCGUUGAAAGAUAUUGACAAGGAGGAGGCUCAGAGACAACAUGCCAUAUUGGGUGCGCGGCAGACGCGCAGCCAACGAAGGGAACGACGACCGAUUGAUUCUGAGGAUGAGGAUGCAGAGGAAGAUGAUCCGGCCCGAGAGCCUACGCCUGUGCGGGAGAUUCGCGAGGCGAAUGCGCAGAAUCCGCCCAGUCGAAGGUUGAAUGCCUCGCUGGCUGAAGGACAACAGAAAUGGGAGGAACUCUCUUUGACUCAACGCUACGCUAACAACAACGACUACACCGGGUUCUACCGCGUGGUGCAUGACUCCAAAUACCCCGGAGACGAAGCACCUCCACUGCCACACUCUUCCACCUGGUUCGCACACAUGGAGGAUCCUCAAAGCGCCGCGAGAGACUCCCCAGAUCAAGCUUCAAGCGGACGAACACGCAAUCAGCGCCAGCCUUCACCAGUAGGGUCCGACGACAUUGCUAUCGAUCGCGAGAAGAUCUCCAUGAACUGUCCCCUUACACUGCUCCGCUUUAAAGACCCCGUGAUCAGUAAAUGUAAGCAUCGCUUCGAGCGCGACGCCAUCAUGGAGAUGAUAACACAAGCACGUCCGAUGCCCGUGCCUGGUUCACGGGCUCGUCAAAAGGCGGUCAAGUGUCCCAUUUGCGGAACGCCUCUGACCGCUGAAGAUUUGGCCUUUGAUCGUGCCAUGAAGCGCCGAGUCAAACGUGCCGAGGAGGAAGAAGCUCGACGAGCAGAGAACAGCGAUUCGGAUGAUGACGAUAGCGACGAUCGGCCGUCGAAACGAGAGCAAAUCACAUUGGCUAGUGACGCGGUAGAUCCAGAUGACGAUGCCGUGGAUAUCGAUCAGCGGCCGGCAGGAACACAGAUCAAAUCUGAGCCAGUCCCGAGCGGUCAAAGGGAAUCAUUGGGGACGAGCGAAGAAGAUGGGGAGGACGAUGAGGAGGAAGAGGAAGUAGAAGAAGAGGAAGGGGAAGAAGAAAACGAGAGUGAGAUGUAG